GUUUGAUCUGUGGAUGAAAUGAAUCAUGAUUUUCAAGCUCUUGCAUUAGAAUCUCGGGGAAUGGGAGAGAUGCAGAAAAAGAGUCUAGUCACUCCUCUGGACCACAAGAGGGCACCCUGCAGCUAGCUAACCCUCCCCUUCUCCAGAACAGCGUUUUCCAAAGAGUUUGUCAUUUUCAGAGGACUGAUUUAAGGGCAGCAGGGAACCUUCUGGGAUUUCCUUCUUUGCCUGUCUCUCUCUCACCAGUCUUCUCCUCCUUUCCUGACAGCUUUUGCCUACCAAAAAGUUUUGGGAACCUGAUGAUUCAACAAAAGAUGGACAAAAAGGCAUAUUUCUUGGGGAUGAUGAAUGGAGAGAGACUGCUUGGGGAACUUCUCACCAUUCGAUGUCCCAGCCUAUUAUGGUACAGAGAAGAUCUGGACAGGGUUUUCAUGGAAACAGUGAAGUAAAUGCAAUACUGUCUCCGCGGUCAGAAAGUGGAGGCCUUGGCGUGAGCAUGGUAGAAUAUGUGCUGAGUUCUUCUCCUGCCGAUAAAUUGGAUUCUCGAUUUAGGAAGGGAACUUUUGGCACUAGAGAUGCUGAAACAGAUGGACCUGAGAAAGGAGAUCAAAAAGGCAAGGCUUCUCCAUUUGAGGAGGACCAAAACAGAGAUCUUAAACAAGGAGAUGAUGAUGAUUCUAAAAUAAAUGGCAGAGGUUUGCCAAAUGGAAUGGAUGCCGAUUGCAAAGAUUUUAAUCGUACUCCAGGAAGUCGUCAAGCCUCUCCAACUGAAGUAGUUGAACGCCUGGGCCCCAGUACUAAUCCCCCAGAAGGACUGGGGCCUCUUCCUAAUCCUGCAGUUAAUAAACCACUUGUUGAAGAAUUUUCAAAUCCUGAAACUCAGAAUCUGGAUGCCAUGGAACAAGUUGGUCUGGAUUCCUUACAGUUUGACUAUCCUGGUAAUCAGGUACCAAUGGACUCUUCUGGAGCUACUGUAGGCCUUUUUGACUACAAUUCCCAGCAGCAGCUCUUUCAAAGGACUAAUGCACUAACAGUUCAGCAGUUAACUGCAGCCCAACAGCAGCAGUAUGCAUUAGCCGCGGCUCAGCAGCCACACAUAGCUGGUGUGUUCUCAGCAGGCCUUGCUCCAGCUGCAUUUGUGCCAAAUCCAUAUAUUAUUAGCGCUGCUCCUCCAGGGACUGAUCCGUACACUGCAGCAGGAUUGGCUGCAGCAGCAACAUUAGCAGGUCCAGCAGUGGUUCCACCUCAGUAUUAUGGUGUUCCGUGGGGGGUGUAUCCAGCCAAUUUAUUUCAGCAACAAGCUGCAGCUGCGGCAAACAACACAGCAAAUCAGCAAGCUGCAUCUCAAGCUCAGCCUGGACAGCAACAGGUUCUUCGUGCUGGAACAGGUCAGCGCCCUCUUACUCCCAGUCAGGGCCAACAAGGGCAACAAGCAGAAUCACUUGCAGCAGCAAAUCCAACUUUGGCUUUUGGUCAGGGUCUUGCUACUGGCAUGCCAGGCUAUCAAGUACUAGCUCCAACUGCCUAUUAUGAUCAGACUGGUGCCUUAGUGGUUGGCCCUGGAGCAAGAACUGGCCUUGGAGCUCCAGUUAGAUUAAUGGCUCCAACACCCGUUUUAAUUAGUUCAGCAGCAGCACAAGCUGCGGCGGCGGCAGCAGCUGGAGGGACUGCAAAUAGUCUUUCGGGCAGCACAAAUGGUCUGUUUCGGCCAAUUGGCACUCAGCCACCGCAGCAGCAGCAGCAGCAGCAGCAGCAGCAGCAGCAGCAGCCAAGCACUAAUCUACAGUCUAAUUCAUUUUAUGGGAGCACUUCUUUGACUAAUAGCUCCCAGAGCAGUUCUUUAUUUUCUCAUGGACCUGGCCAACCUGGAAGUACAUCUCUUGGCUUUGGAAGCAGUAGCUCUUUAGGUGCUGCUAUAGGCUCAGCCCUCAGUGGAUUUGGUUCAUCAGUUGGCAGUUCUGCAAGUAGUAGUGCCACAAGGAGAGAGUCUCUAUCUACUAGCUCUGACUUGUACAAAAGAUCUAGUAGCAGCCUAGCACCCAUAGGGCAGCCAUUUUACAGUAGUCUGGGAUUUUCCUCCUCUCCAAGUCCAAUAGGCAUGCCUCUGCCAAGCCAAACUCCAGGACAUUCACUUACGCCACCGCCAUCACUUUCAUCACAUGGAUCCUCAUCCAGUUUGCAUUUAGGAGGGCUGACAAAUGGUAGUGGUCGCUACAUCUCUGCAGCGCCUGGAGCAGAAGCAAAGUAUCGAAGUGCUUCGGGCACUUCCAGUCUGUUUAGCUCCAGCAGCCAGCUCUUUCCUCCUUCCCGGCUGCGGUACAAUAGGUCUGAUAUCAUGCCUUCGGGCCGAAGCAGACUAUUGGAAGACUUCAGAAAUAACCGCUUCCCAAACCUUCAACUUAGAGACUUGAUCGGACACAUAGUUGAGUUUUCUCAAGACCAGCAUGGUUCUAGGUUCAUACAGCAGAAACUGGAGAGAGCUACUCCAGCUGAGCGACAGAUGGUGUUCAAUGAGAUUCUACAAGCAGCGUAUCAGUUAAUGACAGAUGUUUUUGGCAACUAUGUUAUACAAAAGUUUUUUGAGUUUGGGAGUUUGGAUCAAAAAUUAGCCCUGGCUACUCGUAUUCGUGGUCACGUUCUACCCUUAGCCUUGCAGAUGUAUGGCUGCCGUGUUAUUCAGAAAGCAUUAGAGUCUAUUUCAUCUGACCAGCAGGUAAUUAGUGAAAUGGUGAAGGAGCUGGAUGGCCAUGUACUCAAAUGUGUGAAAGAUCAGAAUGGGAAUCAUGUUGUACAAAAGUGUAUUGAAUGUGUACAGCCACAGUCCCUACAGUUCAUCAUUGAUGCGUUCAAAGGACAAGUGUUCGUACUUUCAACUCACCCUUACGGCUGCAGAGUCAUCCAGCGCAUCCUGGAGCACUGCACUGCGGAGCAGACCUUGCCGGUCUUGGAGGAGCUCCACCAACACACAGAGCAGCUGGUGCAGGAUCAGUAUGGCAAUUAUGUUAUUCAGCAUGUACUGGAGCAUGGUCGACCUGAAGACAAGAGCAAAAUCGUUUCGGAAAUCAGAGGAAAGGUCUUAGCCCUGAGUCAGCACAAAUUUGCCAGCAAUGUGGUAGAAAAGUGUGUCACUCAUGCCUCCCGUGCUGAGAGGGCUUUACUGAUUGAUGAAGUCUGCUGCCAGAACGACGGUCCUCACAGUGCCUUAUACACCAUGAUGAAGGACCAGUACGCCAACUAUGUGAUUCAGAAAAUGAUCGAUGUGGCUGAACCUGCUCAGAGGAAGAUAAUCAUGCACAAGAUUCGACCUCACAUUACUACUUUGCGCAAGUACACCUACGGGAAGCAUAUACUGGCCAAGUUGGAAAAAUAUUAUCUGAAAAACAGCCCAGACCUGGGCCCCAUUGGAGGACCACCAAACGGAAUGCUGUAAAGGAGGAGGGGAGAGGAGAGAGUGAUCGUGUGAAAGGAACGCUUAUUUUGUGAAUUAUCAAAACACAACUCAACUAUGAACCUUCAAAAAAAUUUUUUUUAAGCAAAACUAUUUAUUGACUUUACUCAUCCAUUUGUAAAUUUUUUAAGGUUCUUGUGUAUAUUUGGGGGGUGGGAGUGGUGAAUUAUAAAUUAUAUUUCGCCCCAAGUGGAGACCUAUCAGAUUGGAUUGCUGGCAAAGCACAGGAUGCCUGUAUAUGAUGUACCUGUAUGAGAAAAAGCUGUCACAUAUUUUGUAAAUUUUUACCUUGUAAAGUCACAAAAAUAGUUUUUAAAGGAAAAAGUACAGUAUUCUUUUAAUAAACUGGCUUGCAGUCUGGUAGGUCUACAGACCCCAUAGCACACCAGGUUUAUAGAGAUGUAUAUAGGAAAAGAGUCUUUUUUUGUCCUUUGUGUGAAGCUUUUUAUAACAGAUUAACAAUCAACUACAUAAAUAUUAUUAAUAUUUUAAAAAGAAAGUUAAGUUGUAUUUUGGUAAUUCACAAACUAUCAUGCAAAUAAAACUGAGCAAGUAAGACAAGAAUUAAAUGAUUUGCAAUGAAAGAACUUACAUUAUUUGCAGUGGAUGAGAUUUUAAUACAGAUACUGCCCCGAGACGUCUCUGGCAUGUACAGAAGCAUUGUAUAUACUUACAGAUGUCGUUGUCGUGAGAGGUAGGAAAACAAUCAUGGUGACACUUGAUUUGGCGAAGUGUGCGGACAGAGAGUUAACGCCCACUUUAACUUUUCUGUUCAGUGUGAGGUGAGCAAGUGGAGAUUUGUAUAUUGUUUUGCUUACAGAAUUACACGGACAUGAUGAGGAAGUGUUGAGCUUUAUUUUGCUUUUUCAUAGUAGAUUCAUGAAGUAGGAACCAGAUAGAGGUGAACAGGGGGCCACUGAAGCGUGAAUUUGAUAGCUCAGCAUUUAAGCAUGAUUACAUACUCAGAUAGCUUUUUUUGCUUCCUAUAAAUAUAUGCAUUGUGUGUGUAGUAAUAGGUGGUAAGUUCACACUUUGAAAGCCAAUCUCGUUUCGGUGUUUAUUAUAAAAACCUUGCUAAUUUAGUAGUGAUGCUUUCCUUGGUUGUACAGGUGUACAUUUGUAAACCUUCAUUCUGUAAAUGGAGUUUGUUUUAUCUCUUUGGGAUACCUUUGCAUUUUAGUGUACAUUGACGUCCCUGCCCUCUCUGACCUGGCAUAUAUGUUGUAUACUGUAAAUUUAUUUCUCCCAAUCAAGAGUGAUUUUUUAAAAGUUUUUUAUCUUUAUAUGGUUUCAGAAGUAUGACCCACCUUUCUUUUUAUUGUGAGAAACAUUUUGUUUUAUAACAUAAUUGACUCUGUUAAUACAGACAUGCUAGGAUUUGGAUCACUUUCAAGAAGUCAGGGUAUUAUGCAUAAUAGAAAGUAUUGGACUGAGAUAUUUGGUUACCAUGGAGGCCAAUGCUUUUUCCAUCUUAUUAAAUGUGAUGUGACUUUUUUCUUUGUACAGAAGAGUACUGUAUUUUUGGAUAGCCUACUCCCAAGUAAGAGCAAAUCUGUAUGAUAACAUUUUUUUCUCUGGACAUAAGACAUAACAGUAACAUGAUGUACAUUUACAAGCGGCCUUAUGUACAUUUCCCAGCAAUCUUUUUAAGGCAAAAUUGUGACCAUAUAUGUAUAAUUAAAAUCGUUUUUAAUCCUUUGCCUAUGAAAAUAUUUUGGAAAAAAACUUGCUUUGUAUAUUCAGUUUCUGAAAGAUAAAGAAAGUGCUUUGUA
This is a messenger RNA of Artibeus jamaicensis (Jamaican fruit-eating bat), 5220 nucleotides long. It is a transcript of the gene PUM2, whose product is annotated as pumilio RNA binding family member 2. Gene Ontology annotation, biological process: miRNA processing; regulation of mRNA stability. Gene Ontology annotation, molecular function: mRNA 3'-UTR binding. Bases 386 to 3430 code for a protein of 1014 amino acids. Gene Ontology annotation, cellular component: cytosol; cytoplasm. The transcript has 22 exons. The record is from RefSeq and is a predicted model, not a curated record. NCBI's taxonomy places the organism in Eukaryota, Metazoa, Chordata, Mammalia, Chiroptera, Phyllostomidae.